AUGCAGUUAACCUGGCAACCACCCCAGAAUUACCGCAGCCGCCCGGUUGUCGUUCUCGGUGCGGGCGUACUUGGACGUCGCAUAGGUAUGCAACUUAACCAAAAUGCGAGAUGCAUCUGGGCCUCCGCCGGCUACGAAGUCCGCAUCCGCGACCCAAGCGAACAACAACGCGCCGACGGCCUAGCAUACAUCGAAGAGAACGUCGAUUCAUACGCACAGAAAACAGGCCAAAAGCCCGGGAAAUACUCCGCACACCAAGAUAUGGAAGAUGCCGUCUCAAACGCCUGGCUAGUCAUCGAAGCUGUUCCCGAGAAGCUUGAGCUGAAGAUCGCCACAUUCGCCGAACUGGAGGCCCUCGCGCCGGAGGAUUGUAUCCUCGCAUCGAAUUCAUCCUCGUACAAAUCGUCGGAGAUGAUCGAGAAAGUGUCCGACGCGACUAAGGCCCGCAUCCUCAAUAUGCAUUAUUAUAUGCCCCCGGGUUGCAUGAUUGUUGAACUUAUGACGGAUGGAUAUACGGAUGAGGGCGUCUUCCCGUUUAUGGUUGAGAGGUCAAAGGAGGCUGCUACCUUGCCUUAUGUGGCGAGGAAACAGUCUACUGGGUUUAUCUUUAAUAGGCUGUGGGCUGCUGUUAAGAGGGAGGUUUUGACCAUCUUGGCCGAGGGGGUUUCUGUCCCUGAGGAGAUUGAUUCUAUGUGGACUGAGAUGUUUAUUAAGCCGCGGAAUUUGCCGUGUAAGACUAUGGAUCAGGUUGGUUUGGAUACCGUUGCUUUUAUUGAAGGUCAUUAUGUUCAGGAGCGCGGACUCUCGCCAGAGAAGACCGUUGACUUCCUGAAGCGGAACUAUCUGGAUGACGGCAAGCUGGGUAAUAAGUCUCCUAAGGGUGGUCUUUACUCUCCGGUCGAAGACAAGAAAGAUAUCGUGGACGACAAGACCACAGCGCCGGAAUUAUUGGUUCUGGACAUUGGACUCUCCGCCGCCAACCCUACCACCACAUCGGGUGAGGUACUGAAACUGUCCUCAGAUGGAAAGAUCCAGAAAGUCCUUGUACCGAAUCAGUCUCUACCUGAUGGCAUUGCCGUGGACACUACAACCAGCCGGAUGUUCUGGACUUGCAUGGGCGUACCCGGCAAGGAUGAUGGCGCAGUCUAUUCCGCCAACCUGGACGGCAGUAGUAUCCAGACGGUAGUCCCUCAAGGCAGAGUCAACACUCCGAAACAAAUAACGAUCGAUGCCGAGGCGCAGAAGGUCUACUUCUGCGACCGUGAAGGAUGCCGCGUCUGGCGCUGUGGUUAUGAUGGAUCCGAUCUCGAGGCUGUGGUCGACAGAAGUGACUCGAAGGAUGCGAAAGACAAUGCAGUUUCCGACUGCUCCUGGCCUGGGCAAGUUCUACUGGACACAGAAGGGCCUUCAAAGAGCGGAAAGGGUCGCAUCUUCUGUGCCAAUAUCGCCACCCCUGAGGGACAGUCGGGAGCCUCAAGAGACGAUAUUCAGCUGGUGCUGGGUGACCUCCCGGAGCCGAUUGAUCUCGAGCUGGAUGAGAAGUCUAACACACUCUACUGGACGGAUCGCGGUGAGGUUCCGCUGGGUAACGCGCUGUUCAAGGCACAGCUGGAUGAGUCUGGUCUUCCGGUACCGAUCAAAUCUGAUAAGAAGUACGAGAUGUUGACAAAGCAUUUGAAGGAAGCGAUUGGCCUGAAGCUGGACCUCGGUAACGGUCACAUCUAUCUUACCGAUCUCGGCGGCAACAUUUAUCGCUGCAACUUGGAUGGGAGUCAUAAGGAGAAGAUCCAUUCAGAUGACUACCGGGCUUUCACGGGAAUUGCCCUUCUGUGA
Messenger RNA from Aspergillus oryzae RIB40, 1833 nucleotides. RefSeq names its product putative 3-hydroxyacyl-CoA dehydrogenase. Bases 1 to 1833 code for a protein of 610 amino acids. Gene Ontology annotation, molecular function: NAD+ binding; oxidoreductase activity, acting on the CH-OH group of donors, NAD or NADP as acceptor. The record is from RefSeq and is a predicted model, not a curated record. The transcript has 4 exons. Gene Ontology annotation, biological process: fatty acid metabolic process. Lineage: Eukaryota; Fungi; Ascomycota; Eurotiomycetes; Eurotiales; Aspergillaceae.